AUGAACGGCUUUCGGCCAGCGGUUUGGGAUCCUCUUUUAAUUAUUGGCCAAAUUGGGUGCAACCAGUCCUUGUUUUAUGCGUCGCAGUGCUUGUCCAUGUACAUCUGGUCAGUAUUUACGCCAUACAAACCUACAGUUGACCAUAUCUUCACACCAAUUGUGAGUUUUUGUUGUUCUUGAUUGGUUUUUAGGAAAAUUGAUAUUGCACUGCCUGCCUGAAGCGGUUGAGCUUGCAGUUUGGUUAAUUUAUAAAGCCAAUUUGGAUAUAAUUGGUUAGAUUAAAGUUAAAGUGCCCUUGAUGUUGUUGAUGAAGAAUCCUGGGCUAUUUUUGUAUAUCUUUUUUAAUGACUUCUGUGCUUGAGCCAUGUUGAAUAUAAAAUUUUAAUAUUUCAUACAGUUAUUUGAUUAUAACAUGUAUUGCUGCCGUUUUCAGACAGCCCGGCCGGUCAGUAUCAUUCAAAUAAUUUCCGCUGCAAUCCUUGGAUACGCCUUUUCCCGGACAGUUCAACGAGCCAAAAAUUGCCUUGACUUUGCCUGCACGGCUCACUUUUGGCAUUUCGUCCUCGUAAUUCUCUACAAUGCGACAAUACCAACUCAACUCAUGUGGUGGCUUCUGCAGCUGGUCAGUGUGACGAUAUGCACCGUGGUGGGAGAGUAUUUCUGUUUCCGAAACGAACAGAUGGAGAUCCCAUUGACGACAAGUGGAGCUCAAAGUAGUUCCAGCUAA
Bursaphelenchus xylophilus (pine wood nematode) is the source of this 727-nucleotide messenger RNA. Lineage: Eukaryota; Metazoa; Nematoda; Chromadorea; Rhabditida; Aphelenchoididae. The record is from the annotation of a GenBank genome assembly.